UAGCUCGUCUGUUACCACUCUCGCCUUUCUUCGUUACUUGUUGCUUGCUUUUGUUCUUCGUCUUCCAUUUAUAACUGUCCAUAAAUUCUCUCUUUCUUACGCCACAACUUUGUUUUGCUGCUUCUUUUCUGUUUUUUUUUUUACUUCUGUUCGGGAUUCUGGACCUUUCCGGAAUGUAUUUUUAUGGGUUCUCGUUUGGCUAGUGAGAUUUUUUAAGGGUCAUCCAUGUUAUCGUGAAGUGUGUGAACAGGGAAAAUGGACUGAGAGCAGCGUACGUGUUCGAAGAAAGUUUGAAUAGGAUAAGGUCUAUUUACGAGGAAAAAAGAACAAGAUGAAGUUUAUGAAGCUUGGCUCAAAACCUGACACCUUCCAAGCUGAUGGAAAAUGCAUCCGGCAUGUCACAUCUGAUUUAGAAGAAGAUGUUACCAUAAACGUUGCUGAUGUAAAAUUUCACCUUCACAGGUUCCCUCUAAUAUCUAAGAGCAAUCGGUUGCAAAAGCUGAUAAUGAAAGCUACUGAAGAGAACACUCUUGGAGUUGACAUGGUUGAUUUUCCUGGUGGACCAAAAGCAUUUGAAAUUUGUGCGAAAUUCUGCUAUGGUGUGACUGUUACUUUAAAUGCUUACAAUGUGGUGGCUGCUCGUUGUGCAGCUGAAUACCUAGAGAUGACCGAGGAUGUUGAUCGAGGUAACCUAGUUUUCAAAAUCGAAGUAUUUCUUAACUCUAGUAUAUUACGUAGCUGGAAAGAUUCCAUCAUUGUUCUACAAACCACGAAAUCUCUUCUGCCAUGGUCUGAGAACCUGAAGAUUGUUGGAAGAUGCAUUGAUUCCAUUGCAUCGAAAACCUCUGUUGAUCCUGCAAACGUCACAUGGUCCUACACAUAUUACCGGAAGUUGUCAGCCCAUGAAAAAAUAGUAGAGUGUGUUACGAAAUUUAGAGAGAAGAUUGAAUAUGUUCCAAAGGAUUGGUGGGUGGAAGAUAUAUGUGAGCUAGAUAUUAUUCUCUACAAAAGAGUCAUGACUGCUGUGAAAUCGAAGGGAAGAAUGAAUGGUGCCAUCAUAUGCGAGGCGCUUAAAACGUAUGCUGCCAGAUGGUUGCCAGAUUCUGUUGAUGCGUUGGUAUCUGAUGUACAUUCCAGGAGAAACAAAUUACUGGUGGAAACAAUUGUAUGCUUAUUACCUCCGGACAAGGGUGUGAGUUGUUUGUGCAGUUUCUUGCUGAAGCUGUUGAAAGUUGCCAUUUUCGUUGGGGUGGAUGAUUCAGCAAAGGAAGAUUUAGUGCAGAGGAUAAGUUUAAAGCUGCAGGAAGCUUCUCUCAAGGAUUUAUUAAUCCCAGCACGGCCUCCCCAAACUACCUUAUAUGAUAUUGAGAUGGUGCUUUCUAUUGUGAAUGAGUAUAUGAUGCAUGAAGAGUGUAGUAGAGAUUUAGAUCUUGGAAAGAGUGAUGUGGGAUGUACUGAUUAUGUUCUGGGGCAUGGAACCGUGUUGAGUGUUGGUAAACUGAUUGAUGCAUAUCUUGAAGAAAUUGCACGCGACCCAAAUCUUUCGCUUGCUACUUUCAUCGACUUAUCCCAGUCUAUCCCCAAGUUUGCUAGGCCAGUACAUGAUGGACUCUAUAAAGCCAUUGACAUCUACCUUAAGGAGCAUCCGAGCUUGACAAAGGCCGAAAGAAAGAAACUGUGCGGUCUGAUGGAUGUCAAGAAGUUCACAACGGAUGCGUCCAUGCAUGCUGCGCAGAAUGAUAGACUUCCACUUCGGGUGGUAGUUCAAGUUCUCUACUUUCAGCAAGCCAGAGCAGCAGCUGGAGUUAAGUCACUUAACAACAAUCCCCAUGACACUUGCCAGUCCACGCCGAACACUGACGAAGAGUGGGAGAAAACUGCAACUGAAGAUUGUAACUCCAUCAAGAAACAGAUGGACCAGAUCAAGAUAAAAGAGGAUGGGAGUAAAUUGGUAAAGAAGAGUAGCAAAAACAGUAAAAGUGGGAUGCAGCUGCUGCCUUCUCGAUCGAGAAGAAUAUUUGACAAGUUGUGGGUGGUGGGAAAAGGGCAGGGCGAGAACAAAAGUUCUGAGACAUCUGGAAGUUCACAAAGCCCGACAUCGAUGGUUCCGGGAGAUACCAAGUCCUCCGGUUCAUCUGCAAAACACAGGAGGCGUUCUAUUUCCUAGAGAAGGGUAUGUCGAUGUCUACGAAGAAGAUUCAGCAACUGCAGCAAGUGUAAAGAAGUUGGGGAGUUCCUAUCAUGUGUGAAGUAUUCUUAAAUAGGGUCAGCUGCUGAAAAAAAUUAAUGUAAUAUCAGAUUUUUGGUCAUUCUCUUACCAGACAUCUUUAAUCAGAUUCUAUGAUCAUCUUUUCUAGUAACAAGGCGACUACGUUUUCUU
This is a messenger RNA of Hibiscus syriacus, 2380 nucleotides long. Its product is annotated as BTB/POZ domain-containing protein NPY1-like. Lineage: Eukaryota; Viridiplantae; Streptophyta; Magnoliopsida; Malvales; Malvaceae. Gene Ontology annotation, molecular function: protein binding. Bases 332 to 2167 code for a protein of 611 amino acids. The transcript has 5 exons. The record is from RefSeq and is a predicted model, not a curated record.